Messenger RNA from Oncorhynchus keta (chum salmon), 2273 nucleotides. Its product is annotated as protein FAM117A-like. The record is from RefSeq and is a predicted model, not a curated record. The coding region runs from base 824 to 1747 and encodes 307 amino acids. The transcript has 7 exons. Lineage: Eukaryota; Metazoa; Chordata; Actinopteri; Salmoniformes; Salmonidae.
GUCUCCUAUUGUCUGCCAUUAUCUCCUUUCUUCAGUAAUGAAACUGUCACAUUUUCCCAUACAACCAGCUUCUUGUGGAUUUGGGGAGUUCCUCUGCCACAAACACACAAACUAAAGAGAUACCCAAUCUAAACGAUUUGUAGUAACAGGUUCAAAACCCCUUUUGUAAUAUUUAAAAGUAAAUCUACAUCAAAUAAAACACGAGGCUGAACUGGCAUUCAAAGCGUAAGACACGCAGAACAUUCCAUCACCUUUUGACUGGAUCUUUUUAUAGCCCUGUGUCCCGUGAUCUCUCCGGUCAUGUUUAGUGUAAAGGGGGGGAGCAGUAACACUACACUGACAGGGUUGGGUAACUGACUGUCCCUCCAUGACACAUUUAGCCACAAUGUCUGACCACUGCUCCACCAGAUUGGGCGGAAGAUGGCGUCAAGGUUUUUUGUCAUUUAUAGGGUGGGACCGACUCUGUUACACUACUGUGCGUCAUGACAUCAGUGUGGAACUCUGAGAUGACUGAGAGCUCUAGGAGACUAGACCCAGAGAGAAGACUGCAUUUUGGGGAAACGUGACCUGGAGAGGAACCUGCAUUUGGAGGAGAGGAGGCCCAGAGAAAAUAGCUAAGUUAGGGGAGGCAGAACAGGAAAAAACAAAUUGAUGUUGAGGUGAAAUUGGCCAUCAACAAGAGGAUCCUGUCCAGGCUGUGUGUGAAGCAGGAGUGUGGAGACGAGGGAGGGCAACUCAGCAGAUAGAUCACCACACACCCACAUCCUCCCGUCUGCCAGCAACGCUCACCCCAGGGCUCGUGGGCAUUAGAGGAGUGGGGCCCAUGUCGACUCCCAGCUCCUGGGCAGAGGAGACUCGGGGAAGAAGAAGUGUUGGCGGACACAAACGCUCAGCAUCAUGGGGCAGCGCUGAACACUUGAGGGAUGUGGUUAAGCUCAAGCACCAGCUGCAGAAGCGCUCCCGACACGCCCCUCCCUCUGGGGGAUAUGAGCGUCCCCACCACCCCCUACCUGGAGGCCAUGUGCCAGGCGCUACACAGACGGUGCCCCUGAGCAGGUUGGCCCCUCGGCUGCGGCGCAGUGUGGAAGGUCUGAACCUGGAGCUGGAGGGGGUCUUUGUGUCAGAGACACCUGAGGACCAGCACAAGAUCCUGGAUGUCCCAGAUGGCCACAGAGCCCCAGUUCCUGCCCAGAGGUGCAGCAGUGGUACCCAGAGUGAACCCUCCCCCGCCUCGUUCGACCCUGCUUUGCUCUCUCCAUCUGAGUCUCCCUGUUCCCUGAACCCAGCUCUACUCUCCCCAUCUCAGUCUCCCUGCCCAAUGGGAGAGCCAGACCCUGUGGACUGUGAGACAGUGUGCCCCUCUCCAGUUGUUCUGGACCCCUCCCUGUUGCAUCCCUCCUCCCCUCGUCCCAACAAGACCUACUCCUUCCAGAGGGAGCCCCCUGAAGGCUGUGAGCGAGUACGCGUAGUGUGUGAAGAGGCUAUGUCUCCCUGUCAGAGAGAGCCUCUCCUCCAGGUAUCAUGCCCUGACCCCAACAAGGUGAAUUUCACUCCCCAUGGAGGCUCUGCCUUCUGCCCUGUCAGUCUGCUCAAGCCCUUGCUGCCCUCCAUGGACCUCCUGUUCCGCGGACUGUCAGUCUCGCCUGUCACAGGCUGCUCAGGUCAAGGCUCUGCCCCCUACCAGACAGUUGGGCAUUCGGUUGGGGGCUACAUGAGUGGACCCCUCCAGGACACAACCACCAUGUGACUGUGGAGAUGGGGUUGUUUUCAGACUAAUGAGGAUGGAUUUAUCCUAAUAGGAGAUUACAUCAAGAUGGCUGCCACCACCUUGUCAGGGACUGUUAUGACAAGCCUCCAGAUCUAUUCAACUAAGAUCAACAAAAAAAGAGACCUCUACAGUGGGUUCUUUGUGGGAUCAGGUUCAAAUCUGUCAUUGGUGUUCUAUCCUGAUUCUCAGAGGGACUUGCUGCUCUGGGUACAUUGAUAGUCACUUGCCCCCUUGGUUAGGGGGAGUAAAUAAAUUGUACAAAUGUUUGUGACAUAUUUUCAUUCUACACAACUUGGCCUUGCUCUGAUACCCUUAGAUUUGUUAUAGCUAGAGCUUGGAGUCAGAGAUGUACUAAUUAGUGAUGCCUGGGUUUACUCAUAACCCGCAGAAUCCCCCGCGGUUAUAUCUGCGGGGUGGAUGGGUUUUGUCAUUAAAUAUUGUGUGGUGGGUGGCAGGCUGCUUGAAUAAAGAGAAAUAAUACCUUUAAAAAAUCCAUAAAUGUGUA